This is a messenger RNA of Leucoraja erinaceus (little skate), 5427 nucleotides long. Its product is annotated as growth/differentiation factor 11-like. The record is from RefSeq and is a predicted model, not a curated record. The coding region runs from base 1146 to 2297 and encodes 383 amino acids. Gene Ontology annotation, biological process: SMAD protein signal transduction. The transcript is spliced from 3 exons. Gene Ontology annotation, molecular function: growth factor activity; cytokine activity. Gene Ontology annotation, cellular component: extracellular region. Lineage: Eukaryota; Metazoa; Chordata; Chondrichthyes; Rajiformes; Rajidae.
AUUGGCUUUGAGCUGAGGAGGCGGUUAAGAGUUAAGCACAGCGGUAGGCCGGGAGUCACAUAUAGGACAUCAGUGAAACAUGUUCUGUUUGACAUGAAAUCCGUUCUGGUUUCAUGGUCAUCAUUGCCAAUAAUAUAUUUUUAUACCGGAUUUAGUUAAUUAUUACUUGAAUUUCCUCCCCGCCCUGUUUAUAAUUUAUUAUAAUGCAUGCAUAAAUUAAUGAAAUAGUAGAUUCAUGCUUGGAUACGGUUUAAAAACAAAGGUUUUGAAAUGACAAUAAACGGAAUCUUAACAAGAAACAAAAACACUGAUAUUAUUUAAAGACUUCUUUCCCGGCUUCCAGGAAGCGAACUAAACCGCACUUUGUUUCAUCCCUCUUUCCACCACCCCACUAAAACAACGCCAAUAGAUGAUUUCACAAGAACGCCCCGCUAAAACGUGUAAAUAAAACACAUUCAGACAACAGUCCAAGAGUGCCGAGCGCUUGGUGCAAGUAGCAAUAAACUUCAAUCAUGUUAAUUGCGGGUCAGUUUCACAGGCGCACGAUGGCCGUCAAUCCUGGUUGGGUUUAAAGCGACGCAAAAACAGAAUUAAAAAAACAAAACACACACACAGAGGGAAAAGAUCUGGAAUAUAUUAUGAAAAUUAAACGCGAAAGCACAGCCGCUGAUUUCUAUAUAACGAUGUUAAACUGAGGAAUUAAAUAGUUUGUCAAUUUAAACAGUAGUCUGUGUCUAAAUGAAUAGAAUAGUCCAAAUUGUGUGCAGUAAAUGGAAAAGGGAAAGAAUGAAAUAGAGGGAAUGGUAUCCCGAGAGCAGCUCUAGGUCGAGGGAGGGGAAACGUGCAAAUAAUAACUAGAAUUGACACAAGGCAAUAUCUUAAUUUUUUUUAUCUCUUCUCCCGACAGCCAAAAACCCCUUUGGCUGUUCAGCCAAUCCCAGAUUUUUACGACGCAAUAGUUCUGGUCAAAGUUAUAAUAUAAAAAGGGGCGACCCAGUUGAUCAGUUAUCAUACACCAGCGUGUGCCUCACCCUGUGCCCUCUCCUCACUCCCGGCUGCAAUCUGGGAUCCAGCGCGUCUCUCCAUUCUCAAGCGGGCGCGCACGCACACACACACACAUAAACACACACACACGCCAGCAGACCAUGCACAGACCACACGUUUUGCUUUGCCUCCUCAUCUCUCUAGGAUUGACAGGCAGCGACGAGCCAGCCUUGGAGAAGGAUUUGGGGGCAGAAGAGAGCGCCUCAGACCAUGCGGAACCUGGGAGCCAAGAAUGCUCCGCUUGUUUAUGGAGGGAGCACAGCAAAGCACUGAGGUUGGAAUCCAUUAAGUCCCAGAUCCUGAGCAAGCUGCGCCUCAAGCAAGCCCCCAACAUCAGCCGAGACAUUGUCAAUCAGCUCCUGCCUAAAGCUCCCCCGUUGCAACAACUGCUCGACCGCUAUGACAUCCAGGGAGAUGACUGCUCAGCCAAAGAGCCUGCUCUGGAAGAUGACGAGUAUCACGCCACGACUGAAACUGUCAUUACCAUGGCCGCCGAACCUGACCCCUGUGUCCAAGUGGAUGGGAGUCCAAAAUGUUGCUUUUUUAAAUUUAGCCCCAAAGUCACAUUUACAAACGUGGUGCGAGCUCACCUGUGGGUAUACCUGCGACCAGUACUGCACACCUCCACAGUGUACCUGCAAAUCCUCAGGCUGAAACCUGUGACGGAAAAAGGCAGCAGGCACUCGAGGAUCCGAUCCUUAAAAAUAGACAUGGACAGCCGCAAUGGGCGCUGGCAAAGCAUCGACUUUAAGCACGUUCUGCAGAACUGGUUCAAACAACCGCAUACCAACUGGGGCAUUGAGAUCAACGUCUUUGAUAUGGAUGGGAAUGACUUGGCUAUCACAUCUCCGGGAAGUGGAGAGAAGGGAUUGCAACCAUUUCUGGAAGUUAAAGUGGCAGAAACAAACAAACGUACUCGCCGAAACCUGGGGCUGGAUUGUGAUGAGCACUCCACAGAGUCACGUUGCUGUCGCUUUCCGCUAACCGUUGAUUUUGAGGCCUUCGGCUGGGACUGGAUUAUUGCCCCCAAACGAUACAAAGCCAACUACUGCUCUGGUCAAUGCGAGUACAUGUUCAUGCAGAAAUACCCACAUACCCACCUGGUACAUCAUGCCAAUGCCAGAGGCUCAGCUGGCCCGUGCUGCACGCCAACCAAAAUGUCGCCUAUCAACAUGCUUUACUUCAACGACAAGCAAGAGAUCAUCAACGGGCAAAUCCCAGGCAUGGUGGUCGAUCGAUGUGGCUGCUCCUAAAAUGAAGAUCAGCCAAAUGUCUUUCCCCCUGUCAUUUGAAGCAUCAUUAUUCUAGAAUGUGAUGUCCAAACUAUGCCAUGCACUGUGCAAUAAGCAGAGAGGGAGAGAGAGAAAAUACAAAUUGGGCCUCAUUCAUCAGAAACAUAUUUUACAAACAAAAAGCAGCCAGUUAAUAAGAACCAGGACUAAUUGAUCCCAAGUCUCUGGGUUUUUCCCCUCCCCCCCAACCCCACAACUGAAACAGUCACUGCUGAUCACAAUAGAAGAGCAAAUAGUCUGGGAGGAGUUACUGAGGCCACCAGCACCUGCAAAAUAAAUUAACAUUCUCAAUAAGCAAAGACAGCAGACCCUUGGUAACUGGUAUCAACUUGUCAGAUUUGAUUCCACAGGCUUGGCAAUUGCCCUGUUUAAACAAAAAAAAACCCCCGCAAAAAAAGAGAAAGAUCAUAUUAGUCAUGAAUUUGGUUUGGAAAGGCAGGAAGGGGAAGAAUGAGCACUAGCAGUGAGACUGUCUCUUCAAGAGGAAAACACAGUCAAACUGCACACUCCGGAUAUAUGCUCUUAACUUUUGCAAAGUCCUCAACAGUGUUUAACUGAAAAAUUUCAAAAGCUGUAGAUGAAUGAAGAGAGACCUGGAAAAGGAAGUUUGGUGGCUCUUUUCACAGCUGAAUUCCUUUUCAUCUGACAGAUAAAAUGGUGGGAAUACACAGGGUAUCAGCCAGUGAAGGGUUGGGGUAAGACAUAGCUUGGUUCCCAUGAAGGUUUCACUUCUACACUGACACUGCUUUGCAAUUCCGACAUCUUUGCUGCUUUAUUUCAAACAAUCAGCAUUUAGUUUCCUCCCGCCAUCACUUGCAGAAUCCCAGAGCUUCACUAGUCAGCGCUGGACAAGCCAAAAGCCUUCUUUAGCUUCUUUGAUUUAGGAAACUGGCACACAGUGUGCGUACGAUUUAUGAUCUGACCUGGCCCGAGCCAAUCCAUUCUGGUAUUACUCAAAAGGGGAUGGAUUCCAAGGGCAGAGGAGUGACAAUGGGGGAGGAUGCUUAAAGCACCACAGCUGGAGUUCUGCAUUCAGUUCUGUGCCCCACACUUCACAGUUGGGGCUCCAGCAAAGAUUUACCAAGAUUACACUGUGGGGGUGAUAAAGGGUUGCAAUGGCUGGCCUUGUAUUACUUUAGGGGGAGAAGAUGGAAGGCAUGAACUGAGUUGGUGUAAAUGAUACCAGUGGGGUGUAGGUUAGGCAGUGAGAUAUUAUUUCCUCUUGUGGGGAGCCCAGAACAAGGAAGUGGAGCCUUAAAGCUGGAGCUAGGCAGUCGUGAUGAUGAUUCCUUAUCCGAAUGGCAAUGGAAAUCUGGAACCCACAAAAAGCUGUGGAGCUGGAGGCAGUUUGGGAUUGGGGUUGUAGGGGGGAGAGCAAUACUCAAGCUAAAGAUUGAUAAGCAAUGUGUAAUGGUGAACCUGCACCUUGAUGUUGGGGCAGAACUCUCUCUCUCACCGGGCACUCGACAUCAACCAAAAGUACUUCUGCUCCCUCUCCUGUGCCAUGUGCUACUUCCUAAUUUUAUGGGUUAUUAAAACGAAAGCAAGUAAAAUUAGAGACUUCCACGACCAAAUCAGAACUCAGCCAAUGCCAGUACUGCAGCCUAUGUAAGUCUGGACUGGGCUAGGUUUAGUAUUUUAGUGAGGCUGUAGAUGCUGAAAUCUUGAGCAAAAAACAAAGUGUUGUAAGAUCUCAACGGGUCCAGCAACAUCUGGAGUGAAAUGGACAGACGGGAUUUUAGGUUGGUAUCCUUUAUCAGACCGAUUGCAGUAGGGGGAGAAAACUGGAAAGAGAGGUGGGUGAGACAUUGCCAUGCAAGUGAUAGAUGGAUACAGAGGAUGGGAGGUGGUUUCAGCUGGAUGGAGUAAGUAACAAAAGCUAAAGGUGACAAGGAGACUCAAGGGUCCUUCUCUUCUCUCCAAAUACGACAACCUUUUGCAUCCAUUUCACACCUAGCCUUUGUCACUUACUCCAUCCACCUGCCAAUCACAUUCCCCUCUCACCUGUUGCCACCGAUCACUUGCCAGACUUUGUCCCAACUCUCUAUUCCAGCUUUCUCCCACUACAUCAGUCUGAAGAAGGGCCCAGAUCCAAAACACCAUCUGCCCAUUUCCCUCCACAGGUGCCGUCUGACCCACUGAGUUCCUCCAGCACUUUGUGUCUCAUAUUUUUCGGUACACUCUGCUUCUAUUUAUAAAGCCUAAAAUUCCAUAGACCUCGUCGCUGCCACAGUUCAUCCCUUUCCACAUAGACAAAUGAUAAAAACAUCAAUAAGUUUGCACCAUGAUCAGUGAAAGAUCACAAUGUCACAGAGGGAAGUGUUGGUGCAUUUGCUGAUUCAUGCUUGCUGCUAUAAUCGAUGGCUGUAAUUGCCAUGGAAAUACUCUGGCCCACUCUGAAACCUUCAUUUAAAUUUGAGAGACAAAUUUGAUUCUGCCAAAGUCUGCACCAAGUAUGCACUGUGCUCCCUAAGUGCAUCUGUCCAAAAAAAAGUCAACGUGCAGAAGUUAACUGGUUAAAUUAAAAGCACAGGUAAACAAAAAUGCUGGAGAAUCUCAGCGGGUGAGGCAGCAUCUAUGGAGCGAAGGAAAUAGGCAACGUUUCGGGUCAAAACCCAGUCUCUGAAGAAGGGUUUCGGCCAGAAACUUUGCCUAUUUCCUUCGCUCCAUAGAUGCUGCUGCACCCGCUGAGUUUCUCCAGCAUUUUUGUCUACCUUCAAUUUUCCAGCAUCUGCAGUUCCUUCUUAAACAAAUUAAAGGCACAUGUUACCAUGAGUGUAGAUUAAGAGUGAUCCAACUGAGAUGAAGGGAGUUGACUGGGUAGAUAGGAAAAUAUUCCCCCAGUGGGAACCACAAUAUUAAAAUAAUAUCCAGAUAAUUUAAAGAGGAAAUCUGGAACUUUUGCUGUUGUGGUUAGAUGUCAAACAAAAAUAUUUUAAAAACAGGUUGAUAAGUAAAUGUUUCAAAGGCUGCAGAAACGUAGAGAGCAGAUUGUUGAAAUAGCCUUGAAAGUAGCCUCCUAUUGUCCCCAUGUAACAGACUGGAGAGGGGCUGAAGGGACUCCUUGCAAACACCAAGCGCAAAUCAUUUA